Messenger RNA from Erigeron canadensis, 2226 nucleotides. RefSeq lists its product as uncharacterized. Bases 107 to 1975 code for a protein of 622 amino acids. The transcript is spliced from 7 exons. The record is from RefSeq and is a predicted model, not a curated record. Lineage: Eukaryota; Viridiplantae; Streptophyta; Magnoliopsida; Asterales; Asteraceae.
CAAAUUAUUUUCAAAAUAAAAAUCUCCAAUAUAAUUUUGACUUUUCAGAAUGGUCAAAAUUGAGUAUUUAUUGAAAUUAACAGAUCGAAGAUGAUGAUGUGAGUAGAUGGAUUCAGUGGAGUUACAACUUCCAGCUGCUGUUGUUACUACAAUUAUGAGAUCUUCUGCUUGCAGUACUUCAUUUCUUCCGGAUAAAGAUGAUAACUGUAAUGUGAAUGGUUCAAGACCAGCUUUCUGGAACAAGAUCUCUGAGGAGGCUCUCUACAGGCAAGCGGGUCAAGCAUUACUUGAACAUGAUCUGGGCUCUGGGCCUGAGGCUAAGCAAUCACAAUGGAAACUUGGGAAAGCAACUAGAAGUAAUGGCAGUAGCUCUAGAAGAUCACGAGUAGCACAUAUGGAAGCUUCCAUGAAUGUAGCGGGAGUAGUUGAUGCGAAUGAUCUGCCAAAGGAUCUAGGAUCUUAUUCUGCUAAAUAUAUCAUUGCAGAGAAAAAGCAGAAGACAUCUGUUUCUGGGAAGCGAAGUGAUAAAAGAAAUGGUAAAGUGCUUAAGAAUAAAUGUGAUUCUUUCUCUGUGAAGGCUGGUUUGUCAAGUUUCAGUUCGGCUGCUAGUGGAAAUAACAUACUUGGAGUGUAUGGUUUGAAACACGAUAUAUGUGAUUUUGAAAAGCAUGUGGAUGAGGUAUCACUGAAUGAGCUCCUUGAUGGUAGUUACAAGUGUCCCGAGUCUGUCAAAGAGAAGGAAAAGAAACCUGAAGUUUUAAUUGGAAGUAUUUUGCCAUCAGUUAGGGAGGCUUGCUCAGUUCUUCAACUCCAGAAACAUAAUCAAACCCCAACCGUGGCUGCUGUAGAUGGUACUUACAACCAUAGCACUUCUUGUAUACCAAAAUCUGCAAUAUCUGGAGCUACCACCACUGAUGAAAACAAAGGAGUUGCAUCAGAACCAUCAUGUGACAAGGUGGAAGCUUCUUCCUCGGGUCCUGCUGAUAUUCAUGCCAAUAUACUACAGUUUCCGUUGUUCGCACCAAAAGAUGUUUUGGACCGCCUAGCUCUUCCUCCUCCCAAGGAUCUUGAUCUUAUGCUUCUUGACAGUAUGAAGCCUACAUCAACAUCAAAAGCAGUACAAAAUGGAGGUAGUUUACCAACUUUUCCAUGGUCACAUGUCUCUGGACGAGAUUUUAAAGCCAAUCCAGAUAUGGUGAAGUCAACACCGAGCAAGAGUAGUUGUCAAGGUAGAUGGGUCAGAAUGGGGAAGUCAUCCACUUCUUUAGGAGACACUACUACUGCCACUACUUAUCUUGCAGAUUUUCAGUCCCUGACAUAUAAUCAGAGUCUAGUUCCAUUAGGACUGCAACAGUCAGUCCCAACCGAGAAGGAUAAGUCUCCUCUGUUAUCUAUCAGCAAUACCACUAUUGAUCGAGGAAUAACAUCUUCCGAUGCUCGUACCACGGCUUCUAAAGGUUCAGCUGGGCAUCCUUCAAGGGAAUUGGCUGCUGCUCAAACACUAUGCAACAUUGCAGCUGAAUACCGUAAGCAAGACCAAGAAGGGAUGGCUAGAUGGCAAAAGAAACCUUUUCAGAAAUCCAUAAGGACUAGCAAGUUGACAUCAGACGAAAAACUCGAGAAAGCAUUAUUUGCCAUCCCAAUUUCAAAGUCUGGCGGACCUACCAAAUUCUCAUAUGGUCCUGAUGUUACAAAGAAACAUAAACUGUCUGUUAAUGAGAAAAGUAGUGAUCUUAGCAAUCCCACAAGAGGACCGUUCCAUUGGCCAACUAAUCAAUCCAGCAGAUUAUCUUCAAGCAAAAAUUUCAAGAAUGUACUUAUGGAAGCAAAACACCAUGAAAGUAGUAGCAACCCCUUGAAGAGAUCAAUCGCAAGCCCACCUGCAAGAUUACCAAACAAACCCCCAAAGCUCAGAAAACUUUUACCAAUGGAAUGGAAAAGCCGGGUUGACCAUAAAGGUAACGGAAAGUACUAAAAGGUGGAUUCUUGUGGUUAAUUAUGUUGUUAGUUCAUUAUAUCUGCACCCUUUUUUAUGAAGUGGUAGUUAAUGUACAUAAUUUUAGGGUUUAUGGGGUAGUAGUAUCUGUAGUACAGAAAAAGUUUCCCUUGUCAGGGUGUAGAUCAUUGAAAGAGAACCUUUGUGGUGUCUCCUUUGGCUUCCAUAAUGCUUGUUGUAACCGUGUAUGUAACAGGAGCGAUAAAAAAGAUUCGCCUUUUUCCUUCCAA